Molecule: messenger RNA, 1429 nt
Organism: Biomphalaria glabrata
Lineage: Eukaryota; Metazoa; Mollusca; Gastropoda; Planorbidae
Product: farnesyl pyrophosphate synthase-like
Exons: 9
Coding region: 283-1344 (353 amino acids)
Biological process (GO): trans, trans-farnesyl diphosphate biosynthetic process
Cellular component (GO): cytoplasm
Molecular function (GO): (2E,6E)-farnesyl diphosphate synthase activity; dimethylallyltranstransferase activity
Source: RefSeq, a predicted model, not a curated record
UUUUUCAAUGAUUAUUGCUGUGUCUACGCAAGAGUCACUUCUGAUGUCAACAAAUAAGAUAUUUUUUGUCGGACAGAAAAGGCGAAUCACGCGGAAUGCGCCCUACCUGGUUUUUAAAAGAUGUGCGUAAAUAGGUCAAAGUGCAGUCUACAUGUCACGCUGUUCUAGCUAUUUAAGUUGGAGCUUCUUGUAAUCCACGACCAUAAUUCUGAAAAAAAAGGUGCCUGGUGAUGGAACAGACGUCAGGCGACAUCAACAACAACAACAACAAGAAUUAGGACUAUGAGUUCGAGCUGUGAGCAGCAGACUAUUUCGUCCGACCUGGUCGAGUUUGAUGCACUCUUCCCUAGACUAGUGAACAUCGUGACGAAUGUGUCUGACCAUGACAAAGCCGCAGAGGCAGCCCUCGGGUGGUUCAAAAAGGUCUGCAUCUAUAAUGUACCCAAAAUCAACAGAAGUAGCGGCCUGACAGUGGCGUCAGUCUAUGAGCAGCUGGUGCCGGACGCCUCUCAAGAGGACGUAGAAGUCGCAAGAGUGUUGGGAUGGUGCGUAGAAAUGCUCCGUGCAUUCUUCUUUAUGAUAGAUGAUGUGUUGGAUAACUCGGAAGAGAGAGAGGGCAAGGCAUGCUGGUACAAGAUGAAUGGUAUGAUGGCCAUUAACGACAGCGUAUUUCUGGAAACAUCAGUCUACCAGCUCUUAAAAAUCUACACAUCGAAGAAAGCGUAUUAUGUCCCUUUGUUGGAACUCUUCUUGAAGACAACAAGAACCACAGUGAUUGGUCAAUGCAUGGACAUGUUAGCCCAAGGCCCUGACCAGGAUUUGGACUUCUCUAGAUUCAACAUGAACAAUUAUAGCGCUGUUGCCAGAUGGAAAUCUAUGGCAUGUCUUCCUGUGGACACUGCAAUGAUUCUGGCUGGUUUUACCGACGAAGACCAUCUCUCCAAAGUUCGUACCGUCUUGUUGGAAAUAGGUCUCUUUGUUCAAAUAGAGGACGACUACAUGGACUGUUUCGGUGACCCGGAAGUCCCUGGACAAUUCGGGAACGAUAUAGAAGAGCGUAAAUGUACCUGGCUAAUUGUCCGUGCUCUGGAAGUGGCCACAGAGGAACAAAAGAAAGAUCUCAUGAGCCUCUAUAACAGAUGUCAUCAAGACGAAGCGGAAGCUGUGUCAAAGGUCAAGAGACUGUAUAGAGAUCUGAGCCUGGAAGAGCUGUUUCAACAGUUUAAACAAGAAAGUUUAGACAAAGUCAUAUUAAUGAUUAAUUCCCUUGAGACCAAGAUCCCAAAGUCUGUGCUGGUGGGAGUCGUUAACGCCGUGUACAAGACAAAUGUCAUAAGUUAUUGAAUAGAUCAAGAUGAGCGUAAAUGAUUUAUUCUUGGAAAGAAGGGAAAGAUUGGAGAAUAGACAGAUAAACAAAAAGAGAGAGAGA